Messenger RNA from Acanthochromis polyacanthus (spiny chromis), 7556 nucleotides. RefSeq names its product ecotropic viral integration site 5 like (gene evi5l). Lineage: Eukaryota; Metazoa; Chordata; Actinopteri; Pomacentridae. The transcript has 20 exons. The record is from RefSeq and is a predicted model, not a curated record. The coding region runs from base 517 to 3087 and encodes 856 amino acids.
ACGCCAGCCAUUCUGUGUGAUUUACUCGCUGUGACUGAUGCGGCCGUUUAUAGCAACAUCCCCGCUGAACCGUCGGCUCUGUCACACGGCUGUCAUGGCCCUCUCAGCCUCUGGAGACGUUUCUCUCCUCUGAUUUCUGUUCGCGGACGGAAAAUCCCCCGCACAGGAGCUGUCGAAGCGGCGGUGCGACGAAGCGCUGCUUCCCUCCCGGGUUGUUCGGCGGCAGGAGGAGGAUGGCCGUGCGCCGGACGGGCUCUGUCUGUCUGUCUGUCCUCGGUGGCCCAUUAAGAUUUUAAUUAGCCUGAUAAGACGCCGUUUGACAUUUACGACGGUCCGACGUGGGGGAGCGACCAUAAACGCACCGCUCCGAUUAUGGAAAAGGAGUGCAGGUUUAAAGACCUCUGAUCGUAUUGGCACCAGGGCCAGCCAGGUGGCCACUCAGCCGACAACCAGGUCCACUGAGAUCCACAGGGAGACCCUCGUACCAGACCUCCACUGCUCCCCUUCACCCUCAGCAUGUCUAUCCCCAGCGGCAGCCCAGAGAGAGAGGGCUCUGGUGGGACACCUCCUCAGCUCGAGUGCCCUUCUUCCCCUCCCGGCAUGGACGCAGACCCCCCGUCCACAGGCAGCCCGGUGCUCAGCCCGGAUUCUUCUUCCCACGAUGCAGUGCUGUCAGCACCGGCAGCCUCUCCAGCAGACUCUGAGAAUCUGAGUCCUGAUGAACUGGAGCUGCUGGCCAAACUGGAGGAGCAGAACAGGCUGCUGGAGGCUGAUUCCAAGUCCAUGCGGUCAAUGAGCGGCUCACGACGCAACAGCGGCUCCUCACUGGUGUCGAGCUCCUCGGCCUCCUCGAACCUGUCACACCUGGAGGAAGACACCUGGAUCUUAUGGGGACGCAUAGUCAACGAGUGGGAGGAGUGGAGACGCAAGAAGGACAAACUCCUGAAGGAGUUAAUCAGGAAGGGAAUCCCUCAUCAUUUCCGGGCCAUCGUCUGGCAGCUGCUGGGCAACGCUACCGACAUGCCAGUGAAGAACCAAUACUCUGAGCUGCUGAAGAUGUCCUCCCCCUGUGAGAAGCUCAUCCGCCGAGACAUCGCCCGCACCUACCCCGAGCACGAGUUCUUCAAAGGCCAGGACAGCCUGGGACAAGAAGUCCUCUUCAACGUCAUGAAGGCGUACUCUCUGGUGGAUCGAGAAGUGGGCUACUGCCAAGGCAGCGCGUUCAUCGUUGGCUUGCUUCUAAUGCAGAUGCCAGAGGAGGAGGCGUUUUGUGUUUUUGUGCGUCUGAUGCAGGAGUAUCGUCUGAGGGAACUGUUCAAACCCAGCAUGGCAGAGCUCGGCCUCUGCAUCUACCAGUUUGAAUAUCUGCUACAGGAGCAGCUUCCAGAGCUGAAUGUCCAUUUCCGCUCCCAGAGUUUCCACACAUCGAUGUACGCCUCGUCCUGGUUCCUCACCCUUUUUCUCACCUUCCUCCCUCUGCCUGUCGCCACACGCAUCUUUGAUAUUUUCAUGUAUGAGGGCCUAGAGAUUAUCUUCCGUGUGGGUUUGGCCAUCCUGCAGUACAACCAGACUGACCUCAUUCAGCUGGACAUGGAGGGCAUGUCGCAGCAUUUCCAGAAGGUGAUCCCCCACCAGUUUGACAGCUGUCCAGACAAGCUGAUCCUCAGGGCCUACCAGGUCAAAUACAACCCCAAGAGGAUGAAGAAGCUUGAGAAGGAAUACACCACAAUCAAGAACAAAGAAAUGGAGGAACAGAUUGAGAUUAAGAGGUUACGCACAGAAAACAGACUGCUGAAGCAAAGGAUUGAGACGCUGGAGAAGGAGAGUGCUGCUCUGGCAGACAGACUGAUCCAGGGUCAGGUGACGAGGGCGCAGGAAGCCGAGGAGAACUACGUGAUCAAGCGGGAGCUGGCGGUGGUGAGGCAGCAGUGCAGCACGGCCAGCGAGAGCCUGGAGAAAGCCCAGGACACCAUCCGAGAGCUGCAGCAGCAGAAGUACACGGAGCCGUUUGUGAGCAACCUGCAGACCCAGCUGGAGCAGUCGAGGCUUCGUGAGGCCGAGCUGCUCGGAGCGCUGAAGGAAAUGCAAGACAAAGUGCUCGACCUGGAGAAGAGGAGCAGUUGCCUGCCGGAUGAGAACAACCUGGCAGCCCUGCAGGAAGAGGUGAAGCAGAUGAAGCUGAGGGAGCUGGAGACGCUGCGCUCAUUCAGAGAGAUGCAAGACACUGUCACUGAGCUGAACCAGCGCUGGCAGCAUCAUAUGUCCCGCGGCAGCAGCACCGGUGGAGGCGGCGGACACUGGAAGGAAUCCCCGAAGAAGAACGCCAUGAACGAGCUGCAGGACAAACUGAUGACUGUCAGACUGAGGGAGGCUCAGGCUCAGGCUGAACUCCGAGAGGUCAAACUCAAAGCUCUGCAGCUGGAGAGUCAGAACCAGAUCCACAGCAAACUGAUUGGACGCAAUGAGCAGGAACGCUCCGCCCUGCAGGACCGACUACAGAUGCUGGCCAAUCAGAACAAAGCUCUGCAGGCCCAACUCAACGAGAUGAAAAGGAAGCAGGCCGAGUCCGACUGCAAGAGUAAGGAGGAGGUGAUGGCAGUGCGACUGAGGGAAGCGGACAGUAUGGCUGCCAUGGCUGAACUCAGGCAGAAGAUCGCUGAACUCGAGAUACAGAAGGAGGAAGGGCUGAUCCAGGGCCAGCUGAACCACUCAGACUCCAGACAGUACAUCAACCAGCUCCGGGACCAGAUCACUGAGCUCAAGAACGAGGUCAGGCUGUUGCGUGGGCAGAAAGCAGCCCCCAGCUCCAGGGUCAGUGUUGGUGGAGGAACUACCAACUACCAGGAUCUCUGCCUGGCCAGCCCUGCCUCCGCUGAGGGGGACUACCUCAGUUCAGACGAGGACCUCCUCCCCAGCCCACUGCCUGCCACAGCCCUCUACCCCAGCUUGUCCGGCCCGUGUCACCCGUCUGCCCGCCUCGACAGUGAAGGCAGCACAGACAGCGAGGCAGAGGAGCGAGUUCAGACACAUCCGGACCCACAGCAGCUAUACGGCAGCAUGGUGUGUGCUGAGGCGCUGGAUAACUGAGACCUGGAGAGGGGUGCAGUGAUUUCUUUGGAUUUCUUUGACCUAAAGAGAUACUGGAGCUCUACUGGACAAACUGCUACAGUAAACUGGGAUUGUACCAUCCAUCCCGGUCGUCCUCCUCCUCGGCUUUUCCAGUGUUUACCUUUUACUUGAUGCAGACAUAGUGGCAUUGAUUGGACCUCUUCUGGUCAUCACUACCUGUUGUCUCCGCUCCUGUUGCCGUCUCCACCACCUUGUUGCCCAAUCCUGUGUUCACUGACAAGGAGGUAAUGUAAAGCCUCUCUCCUCGUUCCCACGUGUAAUUGAAACUGUCCAUUGAGAUGCAUAUCCAUCUAAACAUGAACACAUGACAUGCAUACAAACAAAACAUACUGAAAAGCUGGACCAGCACGACUGUUGCUGCUCGAGAUCUACCACUGGACCUGAAUCUGUGGCGAGGAGUGACUGAUGGGUAAACGGACAGAAAAUAAUUCCUCCCUCUCCCUGUAAACUGAAUAAUAGACACUUGACACACUGUGUACUCUGUCUGACCUUAUAUUACUCUCCUUCCUGAUUGGUUCAGAAUUAAAUCCAUCCUCAUGCUCCCUUUACUCCUUUUUACGCCUCUCAUAAGGAAGCCUCACAUCCAUCUUCACUGCCUUCAGAAAAAAAACUUCUAUCAGCCGUAUGUUCACCUCUGUGUAGACCAAGUGUUAAAAAGAACAUUCAAUGACCUUGACGAGAACACACACAUCAGUACCAGACUGGUAGGGAUAUCACAGGAUGGCAUUCAUAAGUGAAUCAUUAACAUAGUGAAUAUUAGUGUUUUGUGUGGUUAGCAGAAGAAAAGAGGGCAAGCAAGUUUGUGAAAACUUUUUCACAAUAACCCACGAAAAAGGAAGGAAGAAACUCAAUGUUGCCAAAUCUUUAGUUUUGUUUUUUUAAUUAUUUAUGUGUUGUAAUUUAUUUUGAUAUUUUUUCAUUUUUUAUAUGAAACUGUAGGAGUGUAGAGAUACCGACAGAGGCCAAACUUUCUGCACCGUCCUUUGUGCCAACUUGUCUGUCACAAGUUUACUGUGAUACUGAGUGUUUGAGAGACAGAAAAUGUGCUGCUAUGAUUUUGGAUUUAUUCCUUUCAUUUUUUUUUUUUUUACAGUUUUAUUUUACUUUGUUCAACCUGACAGGAGCUCCGCUAUACUUUAACAGUUACUGUGCAGAGCAAUCGCAUCUAAAAAAAAAAAACCUGAAUAGUUUAGCCUCCUCUCUGGAGCUGCUCAACUUUUAGUAAUGAUGGGAACAGUUUCCUUCAAAAACAAACACUAUUAUGUGUGACCCAAUAGGAAUAGUUUGACAUUUUGACAAAUGCUGUCUCACUGAAAUUGACAUGAGAAGAUUGACACCACUCCAAUGUCUCGCUGAGGCCUUUAGCGUUCUGUGCUGCUUUGUCAUCUGUUUUACUAUAAAUGGGACCAUAAUUUACAAAAUGAACACCAUACUGUGUUAAAGACUUGAAAGUAGCAAGUGACACCAUAAAUACAUUAGAACGGUUACUGAGGUAACAAAUCAUAUGCAAAGUAGGGUCAUUUUCUCAUAGAUUUCUAUACAUUCUGACGUCAGAGGAGUCGCCCCCUGCUGGCUGUUAGAAAGAAUGCAGCAUAUGCACUGACUAUAUUUUUCAAUCCAGGAGGCUAUAUUUAUCUUUUAUAUAAGCCCAACUUGUUUUCACACUUUAAGAUUAAAGCAAGACUAUGUAGCUUUUACUGAACAAAGGCCAUCAGUGCUAUGAUGGUAAUGUCUCAAACAUUGUGCAACAUUAGCACAAGUAGAAAAGUGUCAUAAAAUCAGUAAAUUGAAUUAGUAAUGUUAACUACAUAGCAAUAUUUUGCUAAUGUAACACUCCUGAGAUGUAGUACAGCUUUUUAAUUAAACUUUGAAUUAGUAAAUAGAAGAAUUUCGUCUUUCAUAGUUUUUUUUUUUUUUUAACAGCUUUAAACAGAUCAGAUAUAAAUUUAAAUGUGAGUUUUGUGCGUGCUGGUGGAUUGAUUUUUGGACAGAGCCAGACUACCGGUUUUCUCUUUCUUCUAGUCUUCAUGCUAAGCUAACCCAGCUCCAAGAUACAGCUUCAUAUUUAACAGACAAACAUGUGGGUGGUGUCAGUCCUCUCUUCAAACUGUUCCUUUAAUUGUCAGUGUCCGGUAAAGACAAACAAACAAAAAAAAACAAAAAAAUCCAGGUAAAGGUGUUGAUCUGGAAUCAACAGUUUAUGUGAUUGCCUCAUUUCCUGACAGCUAAAUCUGUGGGCCAACGAGAGGGGGCGGUGGUAGUUUCAUUUUCUAAGGGUGCUGACAAAAGGCUGUCGUCAUGGCUGGAGAGUGUGCGGAUGGAAAUAUUUUACAUAUCAAACGUUAAUAUAUUCUGUUUAGAAAAAGGUUGUAAAAUGUAUGGAGAAAUAUGAAAUAUACCGUUUUGACAGUUACAAAAGUAUAUAGAGGAUAUUUAAAGCUGUAUCACUGUCGGCCAAGUCAGAGGGUUUAUCAAACAGGGUAUCAUAUGUACAGAGCAGUGAUCUUUGCCGUUUGCACUACAGAGGAAGGCAAACUCUCCACUCAUGACAUUAAGCUGUGAGAGAUGGUGUGGAUUAGUAGAUUCAUGGUGGGAUCAUUUCUUAUGAUUUUCAUCACUUCAGAGAGACUUUCAAGUUAUACAUCCUGACUUUGUAUCGUGCUUCAUUAAUCGCCAGUCAGAUUUUCUCUAAUUUCGAGCUCCUUUUUCCUUCACAGUGCUAACAUAUUCUGUGCAAUGCAAAUGACACAAUUACAAAGCACAGCAUUAUCGCCAUCUCCUGAGAAAUAACGACACUGGAUCUUCCAGUAAUGGCCAUCAAAAAGCUAAAGAGGAUGUUGGUUUGCCCACUAUACUGUUGCACAUAACAGCUUUUUAGUGGGGGAUGUAGCAACUAAAAUCUCUUCGCUGAAAUCAGUGUUUGGAUAUCGUCAGGCCAAAUGACGGUUGUGCAAAUGUUUCCUUCGAGUUCUCAGUGCAGAGUGUAGUUUGGCUUCAGCUCUGUUGAACAUGAGAUCUAGAUGUGUUUACUUUAAAUCAUAUCUGGCUGAAUUUCAUACUUAAAGUUAUAAUCCUGAAGAUUUUUCAUCAUAUCAGACCCCAUUUGUGAUCAUAUUUGUGUUUUUUGAUGCAUUUAUGUAAUGCAGUCGCCUCUCUGUAUGGAAGUUUUAAAUGUUACUGGUAGAGAUGAGCCAGGAUGCAGCAGACAUGAAAUCAGUACUGAAUUUUGUGACUUGGAAGAAUAAUUGUAGCACAGAUGUUUGUGGAUCCGUAAGAUGACCAUUAUGUCUCAAAUUAAUACACAAAACAAAUGUAAAUGCCAUAUUUCCAAACUUUUUAACUUGAGCUCUCUAAUUACACCUCUUGAGCAGUGGUUUAAUUAAACAGCAAAAUGACUGGAAACUGACAUGAUUUGCAAAAUCUUGAUGACUUUCUAGAGAUUUUCCUAAAUUUUGCGCCAUAUUUAAAUAAAUUUGACUGUCUUCAUUAAAACACUGAUGCAAUGCAUAUUUUACUGGCUCUGUUAACAUACAACCAAACUCUCGGAGCUGCAUUAUUAAAGUUAACUUCCCACCAGUAACUCCCAGAUGUUGCCAAAUCCACCGUGACUUAAAUCUUAAGGAUCGUAACUUCAAAAUUUCUGUCUGAAUUACAUCCAAAAUCACAUAAAGUAAUUGUAGGAAGCUUCCGUUCGCAGUAGUUUCCUCUCUGACUUUCAUCUAGAUCCAUGUCAGUGUCCUUCCACAUAUUAACUCGUGUACAGCUGUUCAGUGAUGGUGCUCUGUUCUCACCACUGUCUCAAUACAACUCUAUCUACUGUGACGAAACAUUUUGAUAUGUUUGUAAAUUAGUUUUGAAUAUAGUAAUCGCCUUCAUCCUUAGUAUUAUUUUUAUAUUAAACAUCAGUACUUUGGUUCCUCCUGCUAACAGCAUUACAUGAGAUGAUUAAACAUCCUAAUGUGCCAUAAAAACGGAGAUUUACACAGUAUGCCGAAUGACUUCAUCUAAGUUUCAUCGACAAGUUAGUCGCUUCAUUAAACAGCCAUGUGAUAUGAAGUGAAUUUUUACGUGAAAUACGAUCACACUGUGUUACUCCGGAUUUAUCAACAUAAAACUGCAACACCCACCACGUGUUUCCCCUGAUUUAAAGUAGGAACUUAAACAAUACAGUAAAAAACAGAGUUUUUUUCCAUUUUAGAUCCGAUGGAGGAUUUCUCAGACUUACGUACUGUAUAUCCACAGCAUCAUACCCAGGAGCCUCAUCCACCCUCUCUUCCUCUUGCAGUUCAGCUGAUGUUGUCAAAUAUAUUAAAUAACAGUAAAAAUUAUAUUAAUUCCUGUAUGAUGGGGAAAAAAUACAUUUCAGUGUUCUGUAUCCUAUGAAUGAUACAAAUAAACUUUGACAUUGCACCUUUGCAAAGGCCUCA